Molecule: messenger RNA, 1490 nt
Organism: Polyodon spathula (Mississippi paddlefish)
Lineage: Eukaryota; Metazoa; Chordata; Actinopteri; Acipenseriformes; Polyodontidae
Product: mitochondrial import inner membrane translocase subunit Tim23
Exons: 7
Coding region: 319-951 (210 amino acids)
Biological process (GO): protein import into mitochondrial matrix
Cellular component (GO): TIM23 mitochondrial import inner membrane translocase complex; mitochondrial inner membrane
Molecular function (GO): transmembrane protein transporter activity
Source: RefSeq, a predicted model, not a curated record
GUGCUUUGCUUAACGACAGUACUGUGGAGGUCAGCAGCAGGGAACGGAGAGGGUGGAAAUAUAGGGUCUGUUACCAUAUACUACAAUAUAUACCAUUGUAUUAAUAUUUUCGAUAGAGUAAUAUCGGCGGGGCAAUGUGCCAGUGAAUACGUGUAAGAUCGAGUUUUAUGAAGAUUUCCCUGUCAUCACUCGGAAAUAUUAAUUGAGUAACACGCACGGUCCACCACACUGUCAUAGUAUCACUACAGACCGUAUUUUCAAUUCUUCAUCUUUCUCCGGUUCGAUUGGUCCCGGUUCUGAUACACAAACAGCAGAGCGAUGGAUAACACAUCUGGAGCAGGCGGUUCGGGGCCCAGAGCCGGAUUCGGGAGUCUCUUUGGAGGGGGGACCCCAGAGUAUUCAAAUACGGAGCUAGCCGGGGUGCCGUUGACAGGAAUGAGCCCCCUCUCCCCUUAUCUCAAUGUGGACCCCCGUUACCUGGUGCAGGAUGGCGAGGAGUUCAUCCUGCCAACAGGAGCCAGUAAGACGCGAGGACGCUUCGAGCUGGCCUUCUUCACCAUCGGGGGGUGCUGCAUGACAGGCGCUGCAUUCGGAGCUGUGAACGGACUCCGGCUCGGCCUGACAGAGACUCGGGACAUGGCCUGGUCCAAACCACGAAACGUGCAAAUCCUGAACCUGGUGACACGACAAGGGGCAGCGUGGGCUAACACCCUGGGAUCGCUGGCUCUGCUGUACAGUGCGUUCGGGGUGAUCAUUGAGAAGACGCGGGGAGCAGAGGAUGAUCUCAACACUGUGGCAGCCGGGACACUGACUGGAGUGCUGUACAAAUCCACAGGUGGUCUGCGAGGCAUGGCCCGUGGGGGGUUGAUGGGUCUGGCGCUUACAGGACUCUACUCUCUCUACAACAACUGGGAACACAUGAGGGGCAGCUCCCCCCGCCAGUCCCUCUAAUGCUGGAACCUUCUGUCACACAACCCCCAUUGCGACCAGAUUGGAUCAUUCUCCACCUGCACACCCACUGACUGGCCAGGGUGUACCAUCUCUCACCUCAAAGGGGUUUGUUUCCAUUCCUGCUCUGGACUUUACGAUGACGAUGUAAAUAUCGGGACACUUUCAAGUGCUGCCGCUGCAGUAAACAGACAGAGGAGCUGUAAUGGUUUGAACGAGGCUUGUGGAGCAGCCUGUCUUGUGUCACAGCCUCUUCUCCUUCUGUUAUCAUUCAAAAAGAUACUCAUUAAACCUGGACCUUGACUGUAAGUAGAGAACUGCCUGUGUGAUCUAAAAGAAUGGUCUAAAAACACAUGGUUGUGGCUGUGAUUGUGUGUUUAGAAUCUCCCCCAUUAGUGUUCAGUCACAUUUCUGUACCACAUUGGCUUGCUUGUGUGUCUUCCUUUUUAUAGAGGAGGAGGAACUGUAUCUAACUAUGAAAAGACACUUGAACCCCCAUAGCAGGAAACAAAAUAAACUGAUCAACUUUUUUUUCUCCUGUG